AUGGACGAGAUCCACCGGCUCGUGCGGCAGGCGUGGAACAUGCCCGGCGUCGGCCGCGACCUCGCCUACGCGCUCUGCGACGUGCUGCGCACGAGCGGCGCGCUCGACACGCUCAUCGCUCACUGCUCGGACCCGUCGUCGGAGCUGCGCUUCCAGUCGGCGCGCACGCUCGAGCAGUGCCUGUCGACGAACAACCGCGACUACGUCGUCGAGACGGGCUUAGACGGCGUCGUGAAGGUCGCGUGCAUGAAGGGCGAGCCGGCGAUGGCCCGCGUCGGCACGGGCAUCCUCGAGAACCUCUUCAAGCACUCGGAGGAGACGUGCACGAAGGUGGUGCGUCUCGGCGGGCUCGAGUCGAUCCUGACGCAGUCGCGCAGCAACGACCUGCCGACAAUGCGGCACUGCGCGGCGGCGUUCGCGAACCUCGCGCUCUACGGCGGCGCCGAGAACCACCAGCUGAUGAUCAAGCAGAACGUUCCCGAGUGGCUGUUCCCGCUCGCGUUCUCGAAGGACGACAGCACGCGCUACUACGCGUGCCUCGCGAUCUGCUCGCUCGGCUCCAACAAGGAGAUCGAGGCGGCCGUCAAGAAGUCCGGCACGCUGGAGCUCGUCGAGCCGUUCCUGACGUCGCACGACCCGCAGGAGUUUGCGCGCAGCGACGACGCGCACACGCACGGACGCUCCAAGGACUGGCUGCAGCUUCUCGUGCCGUCUCUUACCAGCUCGCGCGUCGAGGCACGCAGCCUUGCAGCGUUCCACUUUGCGAUGGAAGCGAGUAUCAAGAAACGACAGAACCGCCUCGAGGACUUCUACGAGAUCGGAGCGAUCGACGCGCUGAAGCGGGUUGCGAGUUCUCCGAACAAGCUAGCGAGCAAGUACGCGGGCGAGGCUCUGCAGAUCAUCGGUGAGGAGAUUCCACACAAGCUCAGCCUGCAGGUGCCGCUCUGGACGACCAUCGAUGUCCUCCAGUGGGUCAAGCAGAUCGGUUUCGAGUUGUUCGAGUCGGAGUUCACGUCGUGCAGGGUGGACGGAGAUUUACUGCUACAGCUAGACGAUGCCAUGCUGGAGAGCGACAUCUGUAUGAGCAACGGCAUCCUGAGGAAACGCUUCCUGCGGGAGCUGAAGACGUUGAAGAUCAACGCAGACUACUCGUGCGUCGAUCCGUCCGGCCUCGACUCGUGGAUGCUGCGUCUGCAGACGGACCUCUCUCAGUACUCCUACUCGAUGCUCCACCAGGGCGUCUGCAUGGACAUGCUGCCCUACCUCAAUGACGACCAUCUACGAGACGACUGCGGCAUCGGCAAUGGCAUCCACCGCCUGCGCAUCGCAGGCGCCAUCCGCAACACGCUAGCCUGCUUCUACUGCCUCCUGCUGAAGGUGCACCUGCAGCUGCGUGGCUUCCGCGUGUUCAUCGACGUGGAGCGGCUGGAGGUGGGGAAGUUCGACAUGAACCUGCUGACGAGCAUCCGCAGCUCGAAGAACUUCAUCCUCGUGCUGACGACUCACGCGCUCGACCGCUGCCUCAACGACGAGAACUGCAAGGACUGGGUGCACAAGGAGGUGAAGGCAGCGUUGGAGUGCGGCUGCAGUAUCAUCCCCGUACACGACAACUUCGAGUGGCCCGAAGCCGAGCAUCUACCGGAGGACAUGCGGGCCGUCUGCCACUUCAACGGAAUCAGGUGGAUCCACGACUACCAGGAGGCGUGCGUCGACAAGCUCGAGCGUUUCCUGCGCGGAGAGAACGCCAUGACGAAGAGCGACAGCAUGGCGCCGAUGCCGCCCAUGCACGGCGCCGGCGCGCCCAAGUUCCCGCUGCCCCCGCCGGCCAUCGACGAGAACCGCAGUGACAGCGGCGGCAGCAGUGGCAGCUUGGUCGACGAGGCCUCCCUCUUCCGGGAGCUGGCGGGGUCGGAGGUCGUCCGCGGCGACUCGGCAGCGCCAACGAAGACGAAUGCAAUGCCGCGAGCGCCUGCGCUGCUCCUGCCCGAGCCACCGCGAUCUCGGCGAGUGAGAGAGAAAGAAGGCGAAACAUGA
Messenger RNA from Priapulus caudatus, 2034 nucleotides. Its product is annotated as sterile alpha and TIR motif-containing protein 1-like. The coding region runs from base 1 to 2034 and encodes 677 amino acids. Gene Ontology annotation, cellular component: dendrite. The transcript is spliced from 8 exons. Gene Ontology annotation, biological process: signal transduction; response to axon injury; negative regulation of MyD88-independent toll-like receptor signaling pathway. Lineage: Eukaryota; Metazoa; Priapulida; Priapulimorpha; Priapulimorphida; Priapulidae. The record is from RefSeq and is a predicted model, not a curated record. Gene Ontology annotation, molecular function: NAD+ nucleosidase activity; protein binding; signaling adaptor activity.